CUAGAGGCCCCGCCCGCGCGCCCCUUGCUCAGGCCACUCGGGUUUCACCCGGCCAUGGUUCGCUUGGCUCUGCUGUGCGUCCUCUGGGGCUGCUUGCUGACAGCCGUCCACCCGGAAGCAUCUUUUGCAUGCACAGAAAAUCAGUUCCUGCUAAACGAUGUGUGCUGUGAUUUGUGCCCACCAGGAAAGAAGCUGGUGGAUGAAUGCACAGAGUUCAAGAACACGGAAUGUCGUAGCUGUCAAAAAGGCGAAUUCCUAGACACCUGGAACAGAGAGAGACGCUGUUAUGUCCACAGACACUGCGACCCCAAUCUAGGGCUCUGGGUCCAGAAGGAGGGCACCGCAGAAACAGACACCACUUGUGUCUGUGAGGAAGGCCGACACUGCGCUAGUGACACCUGCGAGCACUGUGAUCUGCACACCUCCUGCGGCCCUGGGUUUGGGGUCAAGCAGCUGGGUACGGCUACUUCUGAUACCAUCUGUGAACCUUGCCCGAAUGGCUUCUUCUCCAAUGUGUCAUCUGCUUUUGAAAAGUGUCACCCUUGGACAAGCUGUGAGAACGAAUACCUGGUGGAGCUACGGGCAGGAACUAACAGAACUGAUGCUGUCUGUGGUUUCCAGAAUCGGAGUCGAGUCCUUCUGGUGAUCCCCAUCAUUAUCGGGAUCCUAAUUUUCAUCUUCUUGAUGUCUUCUGUGUACUUCACUGGGUUCCCAGGAAAGGUGUUCAGGAAGCCGGAGGUUAAGGCCGUCAGUUAUAAGCCUGAGAGGCAAUUGCCUGUGGAAUGGCCCGACGGGGACGAUUUUCUUGGCCACAACACUGCUGCUCCAGUGCAGGAGACUUUGCACGGAUGCCAGCCAGUUACCCAGGAGGAUGGCAAGGAGAGUCGCAUCUCAGUGCAAGAGAGACUGUGAGACGGUGCCUACCGAGGACAUGGCAGCCUGGGCACAGAGUACCAGGCUGCAGAGCCUGGAGCUUCUGCGGUGGUGGGAGCGUGAAGAGGAGAGGCUCGCUCUGACCAGGCACAGGCCCUCUGCCCGCACCACUGGAGUCUGAGGGCAGCCCUAGGCUCAGCAUGAGACGCGGGACACAGUUCAGCUCCGAGAACCUCACGUGCCAGUUCCGGAGCCCAGCCAACUUCCCUGCUUGCUUUUAAAGAUGGAGGAAGAACUCUGGCGUUGGGGAAAUACAGGAACGCCCACCCACCCUGCCAACCCGACUGAGCAGUUUGGUGACUGGGCCUGGACCGUGUGAUUUCCAUCAGCCCAGUCACAGACGCCGAUGCCCACUGCAGUGUUGUUUGUCAUUGUGAAAAACUGGUGACCACCUGGCAGUCCAUUUGCAGGGGACUUGCUGGAUAGUAUUGUAAUACAUUUAUACAACAGGAUCUCAGAAACACUGCCACAGGAGAAAAAAGACUGGGUGACAGAUAUGGAAACUCCGAAGCAAUAUGCCGCAUACACUAUAUAUAAAAACAAUAGUGUAUACGAUAUUGUGUACAUAUUGAUAUAUAAAAAUAGAGGAAUUGUGAGUAUAUGUAUAAAAAUAA
This is a messenger RNA of Cavia porcellus (domestic guinea pig), 1547 nucleotides long. It is a transcript of the gene Cd40, whose product is annotated as CD40 molecule. Gene Ontology annotation, cellular component: external side of plasma membrane; CD40 receptor complex. The record is from RefSeq and is a predicted model, not a curated record. Gene Ontology annotation, biological process: positive regulation of interleukin-12 production; positive regulation of endothelial cell apoptotic process; positive regulation of tyrosine phosphorylation of STAT protein. The coding region runs from base 55 to 912 and encodes 285 amino acids. Lineage: Eukaryota; Metazoa; Chordata; Mammalia; Rodentia; Caviidae. Gene Ontology annotation, molecular function: protein binding; signaling receptor activity; antigen binding. The transcript is spliced from 9 exons.